Daphnia pulex (common water flea) is the source of this 1780-nucleotide messenger RNA. RefSeq names its product translation initiation factor eIF-2B subunit delta-like (gene eIF2Bdelta). The transcript has 7 exons. The record is from RefSeq and is a predicted model, not a curated record. Lineage: Eukaryota; Metazoa; Arthropoda; Branchiopoda; Diplostraca; Daphniidae. The coding region runs from base 208 to 1713 and encodes 501 amino acids.
CAUUACAGAAACAAAAUCCAUAAUAAUCGAUUAAUCGAUUUAAUUAAACUUUUGUGUUGGUUCGUCUGCUUGGCAAUCCUCAUAUCAGUUUGUUAUUUUCACGAGUUCUUCAAUAAUUUCCCCGUUCAAGCAAUACGUUAUAACAAGAACAAGAGUGUGUUUAAUAUUGGCAAUCUAAAGACCUGUUUUUAAAUAUAACUACAAAGAAUGGAAGCAGGAAAAAAAGGGCAGGAGAAAACAAAGGAAGAAAUUUUGGCAGAGAGAAAGGCCAAGAAAGCAGAAAAGGCUGCUAAGAAAUCUCAACCAGCAGUUAAAGCUACUACUCCUACUCCUGCUGUUCCUGUACCAGUAACAGUAGUUUCAGAACCACCUCAAACUGUCAAGGAAAUUAGUAAUCCUGCUAAGGCAGAUGAAACUGGAAAAUCAAAAGCAGAACUUAAGGCAGAGAGGCGUCAAAAGCAGGAAGCUCAGAGGGCUGCUAAAGCAGCACCCGCUGCACCAGAAGCAAAGCAAUCUGCAGCACCUAAAGCCGCACAAGCAAAGAGAAUUCCUGAUCAGAUUCAAGCUGACAGACCAAGUGUGGAGAAGAGACUGGUGAGAAAAUGUGUAACCCAAAAGGUUCCACAGCUUCCUCCUGCUGAAAGAAAAAUUCAGUUAUUUUCCCAUCUUCAUCAGCAAGAAAGAAGAAUUGGGCUACUCACAAAAGACUUAUCCAUAAAUCAAAGCAAUAUUCAUCCUGCUGUAAUUAAACUUGGUUUGCAGUAUGCAAGUGGUAUCAUUUGUGGUAGCAAUGCCAGAGCUGUAGCUUUACUGGAGGCCUUUAAGAAGGUUAUCUCUGAUUACUCUACACCAGAGCACAAGGAGCUAUCACGAGACCUAGAAAAUAGUCUGAAACCUUGCAUUAACUUUUUGAAACAAUGUCGGCCUAUAUCAGUUUCCAUGGGGAACGUCAUACGUUUUCUAAAGAGACACAUCACCAACAUCCCUUCCGAGUACAGCGAUGUUCAAGCAAAACAAUAUCUUCAUGAACAAAUUGACAAAUAUAUCCAAGAAAACGUCGAAUUAGCAGGGAAGGCGAUCUGUCAAGAAGCCAGUAAAAAAAUUGCUUCUGGUGAUGUCAUUCUGACUUACGGCUACUCAUCGCUACUGCUGCAAAUUUUGUUGAAGGCAUUCAACGAGGAUAACAAGAAGUUCCGAGUUGUUGUGCUAGACAGUAGCCCAAGAUCAGAAGGCCUUCAACUUCUUCGGCGACUUGUAGCUGCCAAAAUCCCUUCAGUUUACAUGCUCAUCUCGGGAGCCUCUUACAUCAUGCCAGAGGUAACGAAAGUUUUGUUGGGAGCUCACGCUUUGUUGGCGAAUGGUAACGUUAUGUCACGCGUUGGCUCAUCCCAAGUGGCCCUUGUUGCUAAAGCCCACAACGUGCCGGUGUUGGUCUGUUGUGAGACUCACAAGUUUUGCGAACGCGUCCAAACCGAUUCGUUUGUAUUCAAUGAGCUAGGUGACCCAGACGACCUUGUUGCGGCCGUCAAAGGAAAACCGUUCGUUCACUCUAUCGCCAAUUGGAGGGAAUUACCCCAACUUUCUCUUCUUAACUUGACUUAUGACGUGACGCCAGGCGAUCUUGUUACAGCUGUCAUAACCGAACUGGGCAGUGUUCCUUGUACGUCGGUCCCGGUUGUUUUGCGUGUUAAGCAUGCUGAAACGGCUAUAUAAAAUAGGUUUGAUUGGUUUAUUAUAAAAAAUUUGCUGGUGGUGAGAAAAUACAAUUUUCUUCUGAUAA